AUGUAUGUCGUGACGCCUCCUCAAAGAUCCGAUUUGGGAUCCAACGGAGAUUUACGGGUUUACCAAACAUGGAAAGGAAGCAAUAUAUUUUGUCUUCAAGGAAGGUUUAUAUUCGGGCCAGACGUAAGAUCACUUCCUCUGACCAUAAGUCUCAUCGUAGUCCCUGUUAUAAUCUUCUGCAUCUUCGUCGCUAGCAAGCUAAUGGAAGACUUCUCCAAUAGUUGGGGAGUGUCUAUAGUCUCUGUUGCUGUUGUCUUCACCAUUUAUGAUAUGAUUCUUCUGAUGCUUACAUCCGGAAGAGAUCCAGGGAUCAUCCCGAGAAACUCUCAUCCUCCAGAGCCAGAUGUUCUUGAUGGUAACAACACGAACCCGGGGAGUACAAGCCAAACUCCGAGAUUGCCUCGCGUUAAGGAAGUAGAAGUUAAUGGAAACAUAUUCAAGGUCAAGUACUGUGACACUUGCAUGCUCUAUAGACCGCCUCGCUGCUCUCACUGUUCGAUUUGCAACAACUGUGUAGAAAGAUUUGACCAUCACUGUCCUUGGGUUGGUCAAUGCAUUGCUCAAAGGAAUUAUCGGUUCUUCUUCAUGUUUGUCUUCUCCACAACUCUUCUCGGUGUAUAUGUGUUGGCCUUCUGCUGUGUCUAUAUAAGGAAGAUCAAAGAAUCUGAAGAUGUAACCAUUUGGAAAGCAAUGCUCAAAACUCCUGCUUCCAUGGCGCUGAUACUCUACACAUUCAUAACAAUGUGGUUUGUUGGAGGCUUAACAUGUUUCCACAUCUAUCUCAUCAGCACAAAUCAGACAACAUAUGAAAACUUCAGAUACAGUUACGACCGGCGUAGCAACCCACAUAACAAAGGAUUGGUUGAUAACUUUAAAGAGAUCUUUUACUCGGCGAUAUCUCCUUCCAAGAACGAUUUCAGAGCUAUGGUACCUAGGGAAGCUCCAAUGCCGUCGAGAUCAGCUGUUGGAGGCUUCAUGAGUCCAAACAUGGGAAGAGGUAAUGAUGAUGAGAUUGAAAUGGGAAGGAAAGGUGUUUGGGCAAUGGCUGAACAUGGUGGUGAUGACAAGAAUGGUGGUAGUAACAACAAUGAACGGUUUCAUGUUAAUGACGAUGAGUUAGGUGACAUUAGGACACAAGUGAAUGAUGAUGAACAGAUCGGUAGGCCAAACAUUCGUCCGAGGCAGUCAAGCUGGGAAAUGUCACCUGAAGUUAUGGCCUUGGCAGCAAGAAGACCUUAG
This is a messenger RNA of Microthlaspi erraticum, 1239 nucleotides long. The record is from the annotation of a GenBank genome assembly. Lineage: Eukaryota; Viridiplantae; Streptophyta; Magnoliopsida; Brassicales; Brassicaceae.